Molecule: messenger RNA, 2007 nt
Organism: Cucurbita pepo subsp. pepo (vegetable marrow)
Lineage: Eukaryota; Viridiplantae; Streptophyta; Magnoliopsida; Cucurbitales; Cucurbitaceae
Product: MLO-like protein 8
Biological process (GO): defense response
Cellular component (GO): membrane
Source: RefSeq, a predicted model, not a curated record
AACAAGGUGGGCUCCACGGUUCAGUGAAGUGCUUCUUUUCUCUCCAAUAAUGUCGCAGUAGCAGCUUGGUUUUACUUUACCAAAUUAAUUCUCCAUUUUUCUGCCAUUUUAGCUCUUUGCUGCUUAGGUUUCUGCUGUUUUGAUGGCUGUUUCUUGUCUCUGUUUUUGUCUUCUGUUUGGGGGCGCCGCUGUCGUUACUGCUGCAGGCGGUGGAAGCGGCGGCGGUUCCAGGCAGCUCGAUAACACACCCACAUGGGCUGUUGCUGGGGUUUGCUUCUUUUUCAUUGUUAUUUCCAUUGUAUUGGAGAAAGUUCUUCACAAAGUUGGAACGUGGUUGACAGAAAAGCACAAGAGUUCUCUGUUGGAAGCUCUGGAGAAGGUUAAGGCUGAGCUGAUGAUUUUGGGAUUCAUUUCCCUGCUUCUAACCUUUGCACAAGGAUUUAUAGUCAAAAUCUGCAUUCCUCCAGCCAUUGCCAAUACCAUGUUGCCUUGCCCACUUGAAAAGAAAGAUGCCUCAUCGUCUGAAAAUAGCGACGAGGAACAUCACCGGAGGCUUCAAUGGCUAAUCCGAAGAUCGUUGGCUGGAGGCCACAAUGUCGCCCCGUGUAAGGAUGGUAAGGUGUCUCUUAUAUCUAUUGAUGGAUUGCAUCAGUUGCAUAUUCUCAUAUUCUUCCUAGCUGUGUUUCAUGUGGUCUUUAGUGUUACCACAAUGACACUUGGAAGGGUAAAGAUCCGAGGCUGGAAGGAGUGGGAGAAGGAAACUUCGACUCAUAACUACGAGUUCUUCAAUGAUCCUGCAAGAUUUAGGCUCACUCAUGAGACAUCUUUUGUGAAAGCACACACCAGCUUUUGGACACGCCUUCCUGUCUUCUUCUAUAUUGGCUGCUUCUUCAGGCAAUUUUAUGGCUCGGUUAGUAAGGCCGAUUACUUAACGCUCCGCAAUGGAUUCAUAACAGUUCAUUUAGCACCCGGAAGUAAAUUUGACUUCCAAAGAUAUAUCAAAAGGUCAUUAGAAGACGACUUCAAGGUAGUCGUCGGUGUGAGUCCUGUUCUGUGGUUGUCAUUUGUGAUCUUCCUGCUUCUUAAUGUAGCUGGGUGGCGGACGAUGUUUUGGGCGUCGUUUAUUCCUUUGAUCAUAAUCUUAGCUGUUGGAUCAAAACUUCAAGCCAUUUUGACUAGGAUGGCUCUUGAAAUCUCGGAGAAACAUGCCGUGGUCCAGGGAAUUCCGCUCGUGCAAGGGUCCGAUAAGUACUUUUGGUUCGGUCGACCUCAACUCAUUCUUCAUCUCAUGCAUUUUGCUUUGUUUCAGAAUGCAUUCCAGAUCACCUUUAACUUGUCUAUACUGCAUUCUUUCGGGUCGAAUUCUUGCUUCUCUGACGGUCCCGUCCUUACCAUUGUAAAAGUUUGUAUAGGGGUCAUAACAUUGUUUCUCUGCAGCUACGUUACGCUUCCGAUAUACGCCCUUGUAACUCAGAUGGGGUCGGGCAUGAAAACGUCCAUUUUCGACGAACAGACAUCAAAGGCGCUCAAGAAAUGGCAUGAAAAAGCCAAGAAGAAGCGGGUUCUACGAAGCUCAGCAACUAGAACACUUGGACGUAGUUCUAAUGCUUCGCCUUUGAGCUCCUUUGGACGCUCAUUGCGACGGUUUAAAACCACGGGACACUCCAUACGUGUGCCUGCGUACGAUGACCUUGAGUCGUCUGAUUACGAGGGCGAUUCACCAGCAACGGCUAUGCAAGUAUCGAGUAUUGAAUCGAGUAACGUCGGUGUGGAUGGAGAUGAAAUACACGAAAUUGGUGAAAGGGAACAACCGGAGAGUAUAGAGCAAACUAAAGAAGAAGGAGAUGAGUUCUCGUUUAUAAAGCCUGCACCAGUGAAAUGAAUAAGCUUGGUGGCUAUAGGUGAAAGCUUGUACAUGUAUUAAGAUUUUGUUUGCACAUAUCAUAUAGUUUUCAUUUGGGUCUCCGAAGAAUAUGAAUCAUCAUACACUAAAGUUUUAAGGGUCGA